Molecule: messenger RNA, 1850 nt
Organism: Papilio xuthus (Asian swallowtail)
Lineage: Eukaryota; Metazoa; Arthropoda; Insecta; Lepidoptera; Papilionidae
Product: facilitated trehalose transporter Tret1
Exons: 3
Coding region: 104-1609 (501 amino acids)
Biological process (GO): transmembrane transport
Cellular component (GO): membrane
Molecular function (GO): transmembrane transporter activity
Source: RefSeq, a predicted model, not a curated record
AGAUACGACACAAUCCUACAACCUGUUACACGGAUCGGAACUCUUAACGUGAAAAAAAAACAAAAAUAUCAUGUUUCAACUUUGAUAGUUCGUUAGUGUAAAAAUGAGUAAAAACGAGUCGAAAUAUAUGCCAUUUUUACGGCAGUGCUUUGUGACGGCGAGCGUGGCGCUGAACAUUGUGGGCCAUGGCGCGGUUAUAGGGUACGCGGCCGUGCUGAUUCCCGCGUUGCGCAGUCCAGACUCACCUAUCGUCGCUACACCUAGCCAGGAGUCAUGGAUAGCGUCUAUCAUCGGAUUCGCGCUUAUAGUUGGAAAUUUUAUCAUCACACCGUUGAUGGAUACAUUAGGCAGAAAGAAGUCGCACUUGCUAACCAUCCUACCCAACAUGACGGGCUGGUUCAUGCUGCUGAUGGUGAACAAUGUGGCAGGUCUCAUCAUCGCCAGAUUCCUCCAAGGAAUAGCCAUGGGCAUGUUAGGACCUCUCGGCUCGAUCAUUAUUGGAGAAAUGACAGAUCCAAAGAACCGCGGCGCCUUUUUAACUAGCGUCUCUCUUUCUCUCACUAUCGGUGUCCUUUUCUCUCACGCAUUGGGCACAUACUUCAGUUGGCAACAGAACGCACUUAUUUGCUCAUUUAUUACUUUCAUAAGUUUGAUAUUAAUUAUCCACGCUCCAGAAUCUCCUUCUUGGUUGAUAUCCAAAGGACGUUAUGAAAAAGGAAGCGAAAUAUUCUUCUGGUUGAGAGGAAAAGAUGACAGACAAAGAAUGGAAUUGGAAGAUUUAAUCGCAGCACAAAAGUCAGCGAGAAAAUCUAGUAUUGGAGAAGAGAAACAAGCGAUUGGUGAACGAGUUAAAAGAUUAUUUAAUUAUUUAUGUAAAACAUCUAAAAAACCUGAGUUCUAUAAGCCUAUUUUAAUAAUGUUUCUCUUGUAUACGAUGUUCCAAUUCGCUGGAAUUAACGUUUUAAGUUCAUACGUCAUGGACAUAGUACAUCAAUUGAUUGGGCCAGAUGCGAAUGCUAAAGUCAUUAUGGUAGCUUUAGACGUUGAGAGAUUGGUUUGUAAUCUUUUAGCUGUAUUCCUCAUGAAGACAAUGAAACGAAGAACUCUACUGUUUAGUACAGCUGGGAUUUGUGUUUUAUCUUAUUUAGGUAAAGCAGGUUAUUUAUAUUGUAAACAAAAUGAUUUAUUACCUUACGAUAAUCAAUGGAUACCUUUAUUUUUAAUAGGAAUUUAUAUGUUUUCUUUAACAAUAGGAAUAUCGUCGAUACCAUUUGCUAUAUCUGGGGAAAUAUUUCCGUUGGAAUAUCGUGGAUUGGGUGGUGGUAUUAGUGUUUGGGCUUUGUCUUUGAAUUUCUUCGUUGCUGUGAAAUCCUUCCCCGUGUUGAUUGGUACGGUUGGUUUACCAGUAACUUAUUGUCUUUACGCUGGUAUUCUUGUUAUAUGUCUUAUAGUUAUUUAUUUCUUGAUGCCGGAGACAAAAGAUAGGACACUACAAGAUAUAGAAAAUAGUUUUCGAGGUUGGACGGCGGAAGAUUACAGGAAUGCGGAACCUUUGAAUGGUAAAGUAAUUACUGAAAUGCGUAGAUGUAGUUCUCAUAUACUUUACUAAUUGUUUCUGAGACAAAAAUGUUUGCAUAAAUCGUCAUCCUUGUUAAAUCAGAGAUCAUAGGUUUUAAUCGGGGAUAUUGGGCUCAGAAACCCACUAAUUAGCUAAAACACGAAUCUAUUUAUUUUUGCUUGUGUUGUAUGAUAAAGUUAUUGAAUCGAAUGUGAUUUCUAUAUCUUUGAAAUUGUAGCAAUAUUUCUUUUUUGUAAAUUAAGGCUGUGAAUAAAAUGUAAAUACAUUUGUG